AUGCCAGCUCGGAGAAACAGGUCCGCAGCGGCCUGUGUGUAUUGUCGACAGAAGAAGUUGAAGUGUGACGCGCAGAAACCACAGUGUGGUAAUUGUCUAGCUAAGGGUGUCAGUUGCCAACUAGGAGUCACUCAAAGUAAACCAAGACCAACGAACAACCGAAUUGCUGAAUUGGAGCUAGAGAAUGAAGCUCUAAGAAAGCAAUGUGCUCAGCUGAGCUCUGGAACCGUCGUUCGCCCUGGCAGACCCCAUUCAGAGACAGAUCGCUCUGUUACGGCAGCCAGCACACCGCGAACUCCAUUGCCUUCUUCGAGGGUUGGGGGCAUUGGCCUUUCACGAAACGAUUUUACCUCUGAUCUGGUUAGAGAUGCGUCACAUCCAGAACUCCCGGAAAAUGACCACCGAAACACAUCCUUGUAUCACGGUCCAACUAGCACAGUCUACGAUGAUACAAGUGCAAACCAUAUUGAGCAAAAUAGGCUCGGUGGUCAAUCUAACCAGGAAGCAACGCGGCAUUUUUUGUUUUCUCAAACAGCAAGACAGAGACAGCUAGAGCCGCUGAAUCUCGCUGCAGGGAAGCUUGACUUUGAUGACGUUGAUCCUGAGAUUGGUAUGCAUCUUCUUUCGAUCUACUGGAGCCGCCAGCUUUACACGGCACAGAUCAUAUAUCGACCAGUAUUUAUGAGAGAUAUGGCCUGCCAGGGGCCAUAUUUUUCUAAGUUGUUGCUGAACGCCAUUUUCUUUGUGGUCUCAAAGCACUGCCCUCGACUAGAGCUCCGAUCCGACCCAAACGACCCAAGUACGGCAGGAUGGAAGUUUCGCCAACGUUUUACUCAACUGCUGCGAGAUUGCUUUGAUAAAAGCGAGAUAACAACACUCCAGGCAUUGCUCAUUAUGUCCAAUGCGCUGUUUUCCAGAUGCGACGAGCGAAGUUUGUCAUGGCUGUAUGCCGGUAAUGCAUUCAAUAUGUUUAUUGAUCUUGGUCUCCACGUGCUGCCUACAGUGGACAGCAUCUCAGCCGAGGAGCUGGAAAUCAGAAAGAGAGUCCUGUGGGGAGCAUACCUGAUUGAUAAAAUACAAUGCCUUUUCCAAGGAAGGCCCAUACUUCUCAGCCACGUCAAUAUGAAAGCCUCGAUGGAUUUUCUAGAUGACUAUGAUGAGUUGGAGCCGUUUCAAGAUAUUUCAUACAUGGCCACCAAGCCCCAAUGUGCGGUUCCUUCUCUCAACGUGUCUUUGCUCACUAAGCUCUGUGAGUUGACAACCAUUGUCGAACGUAUUCAACGCGAGAUCUACUCUGAGUCUCGUGAAUCAACCUCGGCCAAUAGGGCCACAGUGUCAGAGGACAUCAAGUCGCAGUUACGGAUCUGGCGUCAAAGCCUCCCACUUCAACUUGACUAUCUCUCAGCCCCAGCCCAGGCUGUACUCCUACCUCAAUCCACCUGUCUGCUCGCCCUGUUCAAUGUGCUAGUCAUCCUCGUACAUCGUCCACUGAUUACCGGUGGCCAGAGCGGCGUGAUAAACCCGGCAACUGCUCACGAAUCGGUAAAUGCAUGUACAGCCGCCGCCAAUCAAAUCAUGCAGAUUCUUCACGAUUACUCUCAGCAUUUCUCUCUCAGCACAGCACCAUACAUGCUCUCGUAUGCCACAUACAUUAGUGCAACAAUCCAUGCACGGAUAGUCGCACAGAAAGGAAGCAACUCAUCUGUGUUCCAAUCCCUGGUCUUGUGUCGCAGCAUUCUUACUGAGCAUACACGUCUCUAUGCAGCGGCAGGAAAAGCAAGCGAGAAUCUUGACAAGUUGAUAUCUCACCUGGGAAUAAGUACUGAUGAGAACGACCAGGCUGUGGACACCAACCAAAGCCUCCCAAGGGAGAAUCUUGUCAUGGAGGCAUCCGCAAACCUCCCCGGAGAACUGGGUCUGACAGAGCGUGCCUCGGAGUUUAGUUCAUCUUUGAUGAACCUGGAACUAUCGGACCUUGACCUUGAAGCUAUAGCCCAAGGUUUUCAAGUCGACGUCGAGUCACAUGCAUUCUGGCACUCAUUAGGGGUGUAA
Molecule: messenger RNA, 2052 nt
Organism: Penicillium brevicompactum
Lineage: Eukaryota; Fungi; Ascomycota; Eurotiomycetes; Eurotiales; Aspergillaceae
Product: Zn(II)2Cys6 transcription factor
Exons: 6
Coding region: 1-2052 (683 amino acids)
Biological process (GO): regulation of DNA-templated transcription; DNA-templated transcription
Molecular function (GO): zinc ion binding; DNA binding; DNA-binding transcription factor activity, RNA polymerase II-specific
Source: RefSeq, a predicted model, not a curated record